Molecule: messenger RNA, 2127 nt
Organism: Osmerus eperlanus (European smelt)
Lineage: Eukaryota; Metazoa; Chordata; Actinopteri; Osmeriformes; Osmeridae
Product: C2 calcium-dependent domain-containing protein 4C
Exons: 2
Coding region: 164-1447 (427 amino acids)
Source: RefSeq, a predicted model, not a curated record
GCGACCAGCGCAGAGAGAGGCGCGCGCAUGAGAGGCGAGGAGUUGUCUCCCGGAGGAAACACCUGUUGGAAGAAAGCAAGACGGGAUCGGAUCCUCUGGAGUUUGCGUGUCUCAUACACAUUUCCCUUCCCACGAAUCCCACUUGGUGGAACCCGGUGGAACCAUGUGGGUUCUGGAGAAGAUCCGCGGUUCCGUGGAGACCAACGUGCUGCGACACACUGAGAACGGAGACAAGCAGGGCAAGACCCCGAUGUACAGCAACGUCCUCACCCCGGACAAGAUCCCCGACUUCUUCAUCCCCCCCAAGCUGGUCAGCUUCGCUCCAGAGCCAGAGCCCCCUGACGUCAAGCCCAAGGAGCUCCUGCGUCCGUCCGCCUCGGAGCAGUCCAUCGCCAGCAGCGGCAAGAAGAUCAACAGCCCCCGCAGCCCUCGCCUGGUCAGCAAGCUGGCCGGAGACACCAAGAACCUGCUGAGGGCCGCUAACCGUCACAUCAUCCAGAUAGAGACCGCCGAUGACGUGGUAGCGGGGGACACCAACGCAGACCCCCAGUCCCAGACGGCCAUGUCCCUGCCCUACGUCCCCAAGACCCAGACGUCCUACGGCUUUGCCACCCUGAUGGAGAGCCCCCACACACGCCGGAAGGAGUCCCUGUUCCACUGCGACCACGCCAGCCCCGUGACCUCGCCCAACGCCCAGAGGAAGAGCCAGGGCAAGAGCGCGGGCGGCGGCGGCGGCGAGAACCACCUGAACCCCCCGGAUUUCAACUCCUCCCACAUCAACCCCUACCGCUACUUCAGCGGCGGCGAGAGCGACACCUGCUCCUCGGCCGAGUCGUCGCCCUUCAGCUCCCCGCUGCUGUCGCGCUCCGCCUCCCUGCUGAAGGUCUUCACCCACGAGACGCAGGCCAAGGUGGUGAAGGCCAAGCGCACCUUCGCCCGCCACAGCUCCCUCUCCACGGACGAGUGCAGCUCGGCCGAGCCCAGCCCCAACGUCCCCCGGCGCCUCCACUCCCCGUCCCUCCACGGCGGCGGCGGCGGCGGGGCGGAGCCCGGGGCGGAGCGCCUGCACCGCGAGCACACCGUCAACCUGCACAAGGGCGGCACGGUGCGGCUGAGUGCCGAGUACGACGGCGGGACGUCGCGGCUGCGCGUCCGCGUGCUGGCGGCCAAGGACCUCUACGACAAGCUGGUGGACAUCAAGAGCAUCCACUGCUGCGUGUCGCUCUACCUCAGCCCGGGCAAGCAGCAGAAGCAGAGGAGCACCAUCAUCAAGAACAGCCGCAACCCCAUCUUCAACGAGGACUUCUUCUUCGACGGCGUGGCCGCCGCCCAGGUGAAGACGCUGGCGCUGAAGAUCAAAGUGGUGAACAAGGGCACCAGCCUGAAGAGGGACACCUUGCUGGGGGAGAGAGAGGUUCCUCUGGGGAAGCUGCUGUCCGGGGUGUAGGUCUGGAGGUACGACAACGGGAGUAGGUACCCCCCCCCCCCCUCCCCCCUCCGGUCGGUGUGUCCGCAAACUGUCUCCCUCCUCACCCGUACCCACGGCAACAUCUCAGAGAGGUGCUGCACUGCGUAUUUAUCCCCGGUAAAUCAAGAAUCCACCUCUCUGAUGCCUUGUCCCCCCGGACAUCCCUGAUCCAUAGGCCUUCACGGUUCCACCUUUUGAACAUGAUGAAUCUCAUCGUGAGGUGAAAAGGAGACUAGAGUGAGUCUCUCCCCCUUCCUGUCUCGCCGGGGGUCUGUUUUAUGUGGCAUGAUCGUAACGUCAUGUGACUCGCUCUCUGUUGUAGACAGACCAGGAAAUGGGUCCACAAUGCCUUGUUUAUUCAGCGGCCAUGAUGCUUUUGUCUAUACGUGCGUGUGUCUUUGAAGUUGCACCGCAAACCUGAUGUGCAAAUGAUCCUUUGAUCCUAACCACCGCUCUGUGUAAUUUCCAAUGGUGGAGGGGGAGGGUCAAACAGAGCCAUGUGAUCGCAGGGUAUUGUGUGUGGAGAAUGGAACCAUGACAUCGCCAUCUGGAUGUCUUCAGCAUGAAUAUAUAAAGGCAGUGAGUGAUAUAUAUUUGCAUUUUAUAUGUAGUUUCGUAAAACCUACAAGCCUUAUAGGUUGAGAGAGAGAAAGAGAGCG